AUGUCUUCCGAAAAUUUUGAAGUAGACGUAGAGAAGGAGAAGGAGGAGGAGAAAGUACAACAAAUCUCGUCCCCAUCAUUCUUUGAAAGAAAUGAACAACCAAUUAAAGUCUUUGGGGCCUCAUUAAUUCUCCUACUGACUGCAUUAUUUAUUAAUUUUAGCAAUCCUGGACACGGUAAAGGAAGACCUAUCAUUAGAAAUCAUGUUAGGGAAUCUAGCAGCUAUAUAAUGCCAUUUACAGAUGCAUCUCAAGGUGUACACCAUCCAGUGGAUGAUGGGAUCAGAGAGAAAGCCGUCAUGGUUACAUUAUCUAGAAACCGUGACUUAUGGCAAUUGUUACAGUCUAUUCGUGACGUCGAAGACCGUUUUAAUAAUAGAUAUCAUUAUGACUGGGUGUUUCUAAAUGAUGUUCCUUUUACUGAUGAAUUCAAACGUGUUACUUCUGCAAUGGUGUCUGGUAAGACAAAAUAUGGUCUCAUUGAUGAAGAUCAAUGGUCUGUCCCACCAUGGAUUGAUGAGGCAGAGUUUGAAGAAAGAAGAAAAUGGAUGGAAGCUCAAGAGGUCCCAUACGGAGGCAUGGUUCCUUACAGACACAUGUGCCGUUAUCAAUCUGGGUUUAUAUGGAGACAUCCAUUAUUGGAUGAAUACGAUUAUUAUUGGAGAGUUGAUACAGAUAUUAGAAUAUAUUGUGACAUCCAGUACGAUAUCUUUAAGUUCAUGAGAGAAAACAAAAAGAAAUACGGGUUUAUUCUAUCGUUAAGUGAAUAUGAAGCUACUAUCCCAACCUUUUGGGAUACGGUUAAGAAAUUUGUAGAAGAUCAUCCCGAACAUAUUCACCACAACAAUCUGUUAGAUUUUAUAUCCGAUGAUCGUGGUGAUACAUUUAACCUAUGCCAUUUUUGGACCAAUUUUGAAAUUGCAUCAUUGGAAUUCUAUAGAUCCGACGCAUAUAGAGACUAUUUUGAGUUCUUAGAUCAUUCUGGUGGCUUUUAUUAUGAAAGAUGGGGUGAUGCUCCUGUCCAUUCUGUUGCAGCUGCACUAUUCUUGGAUAAAUCUGAAGUUCAUUUCUUCGAUGGUCUUGGAUUUUAUCACCCAGAUUACCAUUCCUGUCCCAUCGAGGAAGAUAUUAGACUACAAAACAAAUGUAUCUGCGAACCCUCAAAAGAUAAUACGUGGUGGCCAUUCUAUUUCUGUAAUAGAAAAUUCUUCGAGGUCCAAGGCCUACCUAUACCACCUGAAGUACCACUUGAUUAG
Messenger RNA from Naumovozyma castellii, 1254 nucleotides. RefSeq names its product mannosyltransferase KTR3 (gene KTR3). The coding region runs from base 1 to 1254 and encodes 417 amino acids. The record is from RefSeq and is a predicted model, not a curated record. The transcript has a single exon. Lineage: Eukaryota; Fungi; Ascomycota; Saccharomycetes; Saccharomycetales; Saccharomycetaceae.